AUGUUUAUAUCUUUGCUUGUGCUUUGCAGCUUUACCUUUCGCUCAUUUCCUGGACUUACCUGGUCUCUGGCUUUGCUUUAUCUCUGUGUGUCUCUGCUCUUCAUGGUCGUAAGGCAGUCCCGAGAUGGUCCACGUUUCUGGUUCCACGCAGGCAGCCUUUGCUUCAUAGCAACGGUUCUCGCCUGUGCCUGUGGCCUCUGGAACUACAGCAGGAACAUCUACAAAUACUGGGCCUAUGAGGGCCAAAGUUCCUAUAGCGACCUGGCAGCGAGUGAUCGUGCCACCUCCUUCUUAGAUGCCGGGAAGCUGGCAUUUCGUGAUGAUGUCAUCGUGGACUUUGAACAUGCAACCGGAUAUCGCGAAGGCACAGAGCUGCUGUGUGUUGCACCUUUGGUGAGCAAGGCGGCGACACAAGGUACGGUGGAGUUUUGGGCCGCCGGACGACGUUGCUGCGAGGAUGGCGACUUCAACUGUGGUGAUGCGAAGCGAGGUGCCAAAGCUGGCCUCGUCUUCUUGGAGGACGCGCUGUUCUCCGACAAUGGAGUGGAGCUUUUCAGAGCAGCAGCAAAGGCUGCAGAGGCACAACAUGGGCUGCGGGGAUCUGACGAUGCCCUCUUCGUCUUUCUCACAGCUUCGUGCAGCAUGCCCAAUUCCAAGUUCCAGCGGAAGUAUUCGCAGAGCGCCGAAGAGUAUGACUUCUUCAUCCUCAGCACCAGAGCUGCGCAGGCGGAAAACGGCCGCUUUUGGAAUAUGCUCAUCACCCUACCAGUGGGGCGCUUCGCAGGUUGCGGAUAUGUCCUGACCAUCAGCGUUUUUGCCAGCACCUCUGCCAUGCAUGGUCGGCCAUCCGACGGGUGUCCCGUUCUGGCCGAGGUGGUCAGCUUGGGCCUGACAGCCGUGAGGCGCGCCACGUCGUCGCCACAUCACGGCAUCGUCUUCCGAGACCUCGCAGGCCGAGAGGCUCCAGCUCGGGAGGUGGAAGCUGCAAAGGACCACAACGUGAAGCACUUGGGAAGACAUGGACGGUCAACAACUGUGCAGAAGGUGGAACUGCCGGCAGUUCACUCGGAGGUGUCUGAGGAUGGAGCUUUAGCAUUUGUCCACUUCAAGCAUCGUGGCCGCCACCAUGUUUACAAUUUGUCCGCCUUCAGUGUUUACAGCCGAGAUGCUUUGGCAUUGGUCCAAACCGCGAAUGGAACAGAACUCCUGAAGACACGACCCCGAGCGCACCAGCUCCAGCUCCUCACGAUCAGGGCCAGCGAGGAGGAGACGGGCUUCCCUGUCGAGGAAAGCAUGGCAUCGGUGGACCCAGAGAAUUGGGGUGGAUAUCCGUGGUUUCCAGGAGACCAGAAAAUGCAUGAAUUUGUCCUUGGCACUGUGGCCGAAGCUCGGAUGACCAUUGGGGUCUUUGGACAGUUGCUGCUUUACAGGUCCUUUGGCAGUGGUGCAGGAGUGGUGGCAGAAGCCUCCUUUGUCUACGAGAAGCAGCCCGUGUCUGAGAUCAUCUCACAUCCCUUGGAAAGCGCGCGUGGUUUUGCGUCGCUUGAUCAGUUGAAAGGCGAUGCCAGGGCCCAUCCCUUCACAGGAUGCUUGGCUGAAUCAGAGACCAGGAACCCGCCCUAUGAACAAGACUAUGAAGACCCAGAAGAAUUCGACCAAGAUGCCAAGACUGUGGACUCUCCACCAGCCAUGGCAUCAGAGCCACAGGCACGAGAGGCGCCGGAUGCCAUCCCAGUCCCACCAUCAGAAUGCGACUAUGAGCAAACCGAGCCAGAGGGAGUACUGGAGCUUUUCACUGGCUGCGGCAAUGGCUAUGGCACCGUGGGUAUCGCUUGGCGGGGUAUCAUGGACUAUGGAGAUGGCAAAUUGGGUGGCGUUUAUCAGUUCAACACCAGAUACAGGAGGCAAGAGAUGUGCCAGCAGAUGAAUUCUGACUGUGCACACUACUGCACGGUGAGCAGGUUUUGCCAAGGGAUCGAGUUUCACAGCCACGGUCGCUGUGAGGUUUGGACACGGCCUGGAGGUAUUCAAGCCAGUGUGCCGCAUCAAGGAUAUCAGUGUUAUCGCUACCGGGAGGCGAUGGAGGUCGCGCCGGUGGAACUGAUUAACUUUGAGCCUGUGAAUGGAGGUAAAGACCAAGCAUGUCGUGGAAAGGCAUCCUCAGACAAUCUGAAAGCCUACUUCGACGUUGCAAAUGCCCAAGACCUUCAGGAUUGCGCGAGCAAAUGUGAGAUGCAUGGUGCCUGUCGGGGCAUCGAGUAUCAUCCUUCAGGACGCUGCGAAAUCUGGACGCGGCCAGGUGCGGGACCUCGGGGUGAGGUGAAAACGGCGCGCUGGCAGACGCUCUUGCUAGUGCGUCUACAGUGGCACCGGAGCCUAUCUCGAUCUGGGCAUUGCACUCCGCCGUUGCUUGCUUUGCUUCGCCUCGCUUUUGCCUCUUUUCUCCUCGUCUUCGUGGCCUUCAAGCUAAGCUUCUGGGCUGCUCCACACGACCUCGAGCCAGACGCUCUGGACUUCGUGGUCGGCAUAGUGAUGCCGGAGGAGGAGUUAGGCUGGAUGUUGAAAGAACGUUUGGGACUGGAUGCAAUCAGGAAGCAGUUGCUGGAGACAGCAUUGGCAGGUCGGGAGAACUAUGAUGUGGUCGAAUCAGAAUGCCUUCGUCUGUUUCGAGAUUUGCACUCCUCCGACCCUUUGAACAAAAGCCGACCUUUUGACAAGGCACCACUACUCCAGCGUUUCCUACAGUCUCAUGACAGACACAGCUCCUCUUCGUCCUACAGGCCUUCGACUACAGCCAGCUCGACGGCUCCCUCUUCUCGCUCCUUCCGGACUCAGAGCUCUGGUUCCAGCCGGCCACCUUUCAAGCGUUUUGGCCAGCAGCCUCAACCUCGACAAGCCUUGAUUGCCGAGGCCCCUGAAGAGGAAGGCCAGAUGGAGGCGGAAGAUGAAGAGCUGAUUCCAGACGAUGAUGGUCAGGGUUACUCUCCUGAGAACCUGACGAUCGAAGAAGUCCUCCAGACCGAAGCUGAGCUUCUUGCCCAAGAGCUGCAGGAGCUCGAGACUGAAGGUUGCGACCCUCGAGUGCUUGAAGAUUUGGAGAGCGGCAUGGAACAGGCCGCAGAGAGUCUGUUGACAAUGCGUGAAGCACGCACCAAAAUAGCUGAGGUCAAGAAAGACCGUGGAUAUGGAAAGCCUGGCCAACCGGUCCGUGUCACCGAGACCCUGAACACUGAACGUGUGGCUCCUGAAGAACCUGAUGACAUGGGCCACGAGGAUCUGUGGAUCGUAAUGGAAGCGGCCCAGCACUUCGACCUGACCGAGGACGACUACACGAAGGUGGUGCUGCGCUGGCGGCGAAUGCUUCUCCGCCUUCGCGUAAAGGCCGCUUGGCACGCACAUGGCUUGCUCUUAUGGCUGUUGCCUCGUCCGCAGCUGCGGUACGCGCCCUUUCCGUACCCCAGCAUCAGCCAUACCAGACAUUGGCAAGAACAAGCCGAAUCUAUGACCCUCCAGAAGCCAAAGGCAUUGAUGGUCAAGCACUGGCAGCGAGCUCGAACCCAAGAACCGUCAGUGUACACGACCAAGAACCUCCUGGACUUGGGACAAUUCAGGAACCGUGCUGGCCUCAACUUCGCCUUCAUGGAGGACAACAUGUUGCAAGGAAUGCUUGCGGCACGCGCCAGCAAAGGCCUGACGGCCCAAUUGAAGCGGGAUGCCAUUCAGGAAGCCCAACUCGAAGCCGAGGCCGCUACCAAGCGUGGAGAGAAGCACGACAUGGUGCGCUCCCUCAUCGGCCCAAAGGGAGGCCUGCCAACGUUGAAGGCAGACCUGGUGAAACUGGCUUCACUCCUGAACAUCCCCGUCCAGACUGGAAUGACUGUGGAAGAUCUCAAGAAAGCUUGCCGCCCCUUGGUUGCCGAGAUCGCUCAAAAGCCAACUCCCUCGAAGGCAAGUGGAUCUACCAGUUCAACGGAAAGACAUGUCCCCGAGACGUCAAUGGCGAGACCUUCUCAAGCGCCCGAGACAAUUGGCGCAAAGGCCAAGGCAUCUCCUGGAGUGACCGCUCAAGAGCUACAGGAAGUCCUCACCAUGCAGGACCACAAGUUCCAAGGGAUGCUGAACCAAGUGCUCCAGAGCAUUUCGACCCUGCACCAAGCAUCGCACCUGCCAGGACCUAUGACUUCCGGUCCGAUGGAAACCGAAGCAACCAUGGACUUCGGCUGGACCCAAGACGAGAUUCAACAGAUGAACCGCGACUACUACCAGGACGACUUGGAGUGGCGCCAGGCCAAUGGAAUUCCUCCUCGCGACCAGUGA
This is a messenger RNA of Durusdinium trenchii, 4317 nucleotides long. Lineage: Eukaryota; Dinophyceae; Suessiales; Symbiodiniaceae. The record is from the annotation of a GenBank genome assembly.